AUGGAAGCUACGAAGCUUGGCUACGGCGCUAUCGCGCCCAGCUUGUUCAGCUAUGCGACCGAAGUCAAAAACACCACGGCCAGGGCAAGAGCCCCUCAGCACAUCUCGCCGAGCAUGGAGCAGGCGCGCGAGGUUUACAGGCGGAGGAAUCGGACAACAAUGUUCUACACGCUGAGCAUCAUCCUGGGCACGGUGGCACUUUCCUACGGCUCGGUGCCUAUGUACAAGAUGAUCUGCCAAACCACCGGUUGGGGUGGGCAACCCGUCCGCGCGCCCAGCCACGGCGGCUCAUCGGGCUCCGAGGACGACCUCGCAUCACGACUUGUACCCGUCGAGGGUGCCAAGCGUCUCCGCGUCACCUUCAACGCGUCCGUGUCCGACGUCCUACCGUGGAAAUUCACACCGCAGCAGCGCGAGGUGCGAGUCCUCCCGGGCGAGACCGCCCUCGCCUUCUACACGGCGACGAAUACCAGCGACAAAGACAUAAUAGGCGUGGCGACGUACAGCGUAACGCCGGCGCAGGUGGCGCCGUACUUCAGCAAGAUCCAGUGCUUCUGCUUCGAGGAGCAGAGGCUUAACGCGGGCGAGACGGUGGACAUGCCUGUCUUCUUCUAUCUGGAUCCGGACAUGUUGACGGACCUGAACAUGAAGGGCAUCGAGACCGUCACGCUGAGCUACACGUUCUUCAAGGCCAAGUAUGAUGAUAACGGAAACAUAAAUGUGUUCCCAAGGUCGUGA
Messenger RNA from Diaporthe citri, 738 nucleotides. RefSeq lists its product as uncharacterized. NCBI's taxonomy places the organism in Eukaryota, Fungi, Ascomycota, Sordariomycetes, Diaporthales, Diaporthaceae. The record is from RefSeq and is a predicted model, not a curated record. Bases 1 to 738 code for a protein of 245 amino acids. Gene Ontology annotation, cellular component: mitochondrial inner membrane. Gene Ontology annotation, molecular function: copper ion binding. The transcript is spliced from 5 exons.